AGCUUGGCGGCUGGUCGUGAGAAUGGUGCGUUUCUUAGAUGAACAAAGCAAAUUAAAUUAUUUUAAGUUCAAAGUAGAUAAUGUCGUCUGAGCCUACAAAAGUGGACGUAGAGUACAUUAGUGAGGAAAAACUAUUAAAGGAAAAUAGUGGCAGUCAAUCACCUCUAGCUCUCUUAGCAGCAACCUGUAGCCGACUUGGCCCCGCCAACAUGGGGCCAGAACAGGACAAAGACCAGCAGCAUUACAGCCCACAGCAACAGCAGCAAGUGCAACAGCAACAGCAACAACAGCAGCAGCAACAACAACAGCAGCAGCAACAACAACAACAGCAGCAGCAGCAACAGCAACAACAACAACAGGUCCAACAACUCGUACAACAAGGCGAAGUUGCGCUCAUACAACAAUACCAACAGCCUCACUUGAGGGUCAUCAGCACUGCUGUUGUGCAACAGCUCAGAGCGCAAGGGCUGUCGGGCAAUGAACUGUCUGCGGCGAUUGUCAAUGCAGCAAGCACUGUACCUAAUGGUAUACAAGUUCAACAACCGCAGGUGAUAUCGAUGCAGCAGUUGCAGUCCCUCUUGGGCGGAGGAGUCGUCCAGAGUUCAGAUGGCGCCACUUAUCAGAAUGCGUCACAACCCUUAUUGCAAAUACAUCCACAACUUUUACAGCAACAAGCUGGGAACGUGUACGGUAGUUGCCUCGUGGGGGGCGUUGGGGGGGGCAUGGCUCAAAUGCAAACGGUCACCGUUGACGGACAAGAGGCGCUCUUCAUACCAGCACAACAUGCUCAGAAUUUCUCAGGCAUGGGCCAAGUGAGCCUCGUGAAUGGCCAAUUAGUUCGGACACCAGUGUUGCCAGCGGGCUUCCUACAAAAUGUCAUGCAUUUACCCACAGAGCAGCAAGCGACGAUCACUAUCCCCGGUACUAACAUAAGCAUCCCUCUGAGUGCCCUCGGGAACCAAGUGAUCAUACCGGGAACGAACCUUUUAUCCGGGGUCCUCCCGAAUCAGUUGAACGUCGUUAGUGGGGGGGAGAAGAAGGACAAGGAACAGAGUGACGCACAAGGCGGGGGCGUGGCAGUCCGCGGUGGGGUGGGCGGAGUGGGGGGCAUGGGCAUGGUGCCAGUGCAAGUGCCCGUGAGCAUGGCCAACGGACACACGGUGUACCAGACCGUGCACGUGCCCAUACACGCGCCGCAUUUGCAGAUUAUACCACAGUUACAACAGAUGCAAGCACAGCCCCAGGUGGCGAACGUACUGACUCCGUCAGGACAAAUUCAGCAGAUACAGAUCGCUUCGCUUGGCAAUGUUCAGCAAAAUGGUGCUACACAAAACGCAGUCAGCGGCUCCCCCACACCCGCUACUAUAACGCUGCAGGCGGUGAAUCAGAUCCAGACUGAUGCGAGUGGGAUCCAGCAGCAACCCACGCAGACCAUUAUAACGACCACACCCAAUGGGCAACAACAGGUCACGGUUAUACCUGCAUGUAAUAAUGUGAGGAGUGCUAAUAUUGUACAGAUGCCAACGUUGGGCGUUGGGGGGUUAGGCGGUGCUGUCCAAUUGGUCCCAGCUAUGGGACUGCCGGGUGCAGUUCAGUUGGCACAGAUACCACAAGCGCAACCGCAAGCGCAGCAACAGCAAACAGUGUCUAUUGGUCAGCAGAUACAACAAGACCCCAAUGAGCCAGGCAAGUGGCAAGUCGUGACGGUGAGCUCUGGCAGCGGUAGCAACGGCAACGCUGCUAGUCCCACCACGGAGUGCGAGGCCAGCAAGCAGAGGUCCGAAAGCCCCAAUGGGGGGAAGCGGUUGGUCAAACGGGUCGCCUGCACUUGUCCGAACUGUGAUCAGGGGGAAAACCGCAUGGUGGACCGCAAGAAGCAGCACGUCUGCCACAUUCCAGGCUGCAACAAGGUGUACGGCAAGACCUCGCACCUUCGAGCUCACUUGAGAUGGCACUCCGGGGAGAGACCCUUCCUCUGCAAUUGGCUAUUCUGUGGGAAAAGGUUCACCCGGUCAGACGAAUUACAGCGACACAGACGGACACACACAGGAGAAAAGAGAUUCGAGUGCCCCGAGUGCAGUAAACGGUUCAUGAGGUCCGAUCAUUUGGCCAAACAUGUCCGGAUACACACGAAGAAUAGGAUUACUGAGGUGGCAACAUCAACACAGUCCAUGUAUUCGGAUUCAGCGGAGGACAGUUGCGAAGAGAAAAUGAUGCUAACAAUAGAAACGAUACACUCCAAUGAGAAUGAUGAGAAGCUGGUGAUGAUCAGGCCUGGACCCAAGAUGGAGCCGGAUCAUGUGGACAGUUAGGACGCGCUUGUCUUGGAUUCCGACCAGGAAUAAGGUCUGAACCAAGAAACAGGGAAAUGAACUACUAUAGGUGUACAUUAUACUUGGUCCAAUGGAGUGUUAACAAAAUUAUUUAGUGGGUUCGAAGUCAGUG
Molecule: messenger RNA, 2445 nt
Organism: Pieris napi
Lineage: Eukaryota; Metazoa; Arthropoda; Insecta; Lepidoptera; Pieridae
Product: transcription factor Sp3-like
Exons: 17
Coding region: 81-2312 (743 amino acids)
Biological process (GO): regulation of transcription by RNA polymerase II
Molecular function (GO): RNA polymerase II cis-regulatory region sequence-specific DNA binding; DNA-binding transcription factor activity, RNA polymerase II-specific
Source: RefSeq, a predicted model, not a curated record